GAAGAGAAAUGUGGUGGAUAUUUAUUGAUUAUGACCAUUCAAUAUUGCAUGACGCAGAUAGAAGGAUAGUUAAUAUGGAUAUUGGGUUGUCCUCUCACAGCCUGCCUGUCAAAAACAUGUCUUGAUAAUAAUACUUUGAUUGAUAAAGGCUCUUGAGGCUAUUUGAGGACUCAAUAACAACUUGGGAGCUGAAACUCUGUCGGUUGCUAAAGAGAAACUAAAGCAUGCGCCCAACACCGGCCCUCUCUGAUCCUCACUGAACCAUCACAUGCAAAUGUACAAACGACUCCCUACACGAGGUAACCCACAAGUAAAGCUGGUGUCUGAUUGUCCUCCUGAGUUUUGAAUAUAUAAGUGAACCACCGCAAAAGCUUUCUCCACAGCUCAACAAUCAGAUUCGAGUGUUUUCAUCAAGAAAUAAACAUCUCUCUUAAUUUCUUCAAGUUCACCAUCUUAACAUAUACAUCAUGAUUAGUCCCAAGAAACUCAUCGAGAUGGCAAGGAACUGGCAGAGGGUAGCUGCUCUUGGAAGGAAAAGAAUUUCAUUACCAAGAGCCAACAGAGUGGCAAAUGUUAACAACAGUAAUGAUUUUUCAUCACAAGUGGCGGGCAAGGGUCACUUCGUAGUUUACACAGCUGAUGAAAGGCGGUUUGUUUUCCCUAUUGCGUAUCUCAACAAUUACAUCAUCCAAGAACUUUUCAAGAUGUCUGAGGAAGAAUUUGGACUGCCAAGCGAUGGCCCUAUCACAUUGCCAUGUGAUGCAGCCUUCAUGGGGUAUGCAGUUUCUCUGAUUCAACGGCGAGUUGAUAGAGAUACGCAGCAAUCUCUGCUUCUCUCUAUGGGUGGUUGUAGAUGCUCAUUAUCUUAUUCUCUAAAUCAAACUAGCCAGCAGAUACCAGUCUGUGGUUUCUGAAUCGAUUGGCAAAAAGAUUUUGUAAAUAUCACAAGCAGAAUUAGCUUAAUAAUACGUUAUACAAAGUGAAAGUUUCCAACUA
Messenger RNA from Theobroma umbraticum, 996 nucleotides. RefSeq names its product auxin-responsive protein SAUR68-like. The record is from RefSeq and is a predicted model, not a curated record. Gene Ontology annotation, biological process: response to auxin. NCBI's taxonomy places the organism in Eukaryota, Viridiplantae, Streptophyta, Magnoliopsida, Malvales, Malvaceae.